Brettanomyces nanus is the source of this 927-nucleotide messenger RNA. RefSeq lists its product as uncharacterized. Lineage: Eukaryota; Fungi; Ascomycota; Pichiomycetes; Pichiales; Pichiaceae. Bases 1 to 927 code for a protein of 308 amino acids. Gene Ontology annotation, molecular function: protein dimerization activity. The transcript has a single exon. The record is from RefSeq and is a predicted model, not a curated record.
AUGGACUUUCUCAAUUUAAACGAUCUCGACGAAACGACUCCCGGCUCUACGGGAUCUGCGGGCUCUCCUACUCAAUUGACACAGCUUGAUAGCGAAGAUAUAGACUUCAGCUCGUUUCUUGAUACUCCUCAUUCUCAGUCACGACCAGAGACCUCACCAGAUGCCUUUGUUGGCUCUUUACCUACUCAGCAUACAACAAUGAAUGAUGAUUUUCCUAGCAACUACGCCGAUAAUCUCUCCAGUAGUUACACAGUGGGACGCUCCUUACAUUCUGCCGCGUCUCCUGCUGAUAAUAUACGUGCACAAUUAUCGAGAGCUCUAAAGCCAACUACAACAAACGAAGCAAGUACACCAGGAGGGAGUAAUUCUAUUCCCACGCCAUCAAGUGUGACUUCAAAGAGCAGGCCAAAAAGGCAAAGCGUAGCUAGUUCAGCCGCUGCAAAUAGUCCUUCUUCACCAUUAUCGCAACAGCCCCAGCUACAGCCCCAGCUACAGCCUCAACUGCAACAGCCCCAACUACAGCCCCAACUGCAACAGCCCCAACUGCAACUACAACUGCAACAGCCAGUGGAUAGAAAAAGAAGAGAUAACAUCAAUGAGAGAAUCCAGGAUUUGUUAAGGCUGGUCCCACGUAACUCAUUCUUUGAUUCUAAAGAUAAAUCAUUUGGUACCAAGGAUGGAAAGCCUAAUAAAGGUCAAAUUCUCUCAAAGGCUGUUGAAUAUAUUAACUGGCUACAACAAAGAAUUGAUGAAAAUAAUCGUAAGGAGGUAGAGCUGAGUAUUAAGCUUCGAAAUUUGGAAAUAGCCAACAAUGUGCCCGUAGCAGAUAGGAUGAAUCUAUUACAUACUAGUGCUGAGAUAGGUUUGUCUCAGAUCGGAGUUGGACCGUUGGCAGAAGACCAUGAGGAUAAGGAAUUCAAGAAAUGA